Messenger RNA from Ceratina calcarata, 727 nucleotides. Its product is annotated as farnesol dehydrogenase-like. The annotation marks the transcript as partial. Lineage: Eukaryota; Metazoa; Arthropoda; Insecta; Hymenoptera; Apidae. The transcript is spliced from 4 exons. The record is from RefSeq and is a predicted model, not a curated record.
CAUGUGUAGUCAGUCAGUCUUUGACAGUUCUCUCAGCAAGAUGAACCGUUGGACCGGGAAAGUAGCAGUAGUGACAGGCGCGAGUGGCGGUAUCGGUGCCGCAAUUUCGCGGGCUCUCGUGAAGAACGGCGUCAAGGUGGUCGGUCUCGCGAGAAGAGUAGACAAGCUCUCCGAACUUCACAAGGAGCUGGGCAAGGGGAAAUUUUAUCCGCUCGAAUGCGACGUUAGGAAGGAAGAAGACAUCCUUAAGGUGUUCCAAUGGGUCCAGAAGGAACUCGGUGGUGUUGACAUUCUGGUGAACAAUGCCGGGGUCAUCAGCGGCAUGCCUGUUAUCGACUCACCAACCGAAGAAAUCCUCAAGGUCAUUGAGACGAACCUAAUAGCUCCUACACUUUGUGCACGAGAAGCUAUCCAAUCGAUGAAAAAGCGCAAGGCACCCGGUCACGUAAUCAACAUCAACAGCGUAGCCGGAUCAUACGCAGAGACUUUACCAGUUCCAUUGGGCAUGUACUGCCCCAGUAAAUACGGUCUGAGAGCUUUGGGCACGGAACUUCGUCAUGAAAUCGUCCUCGGCAAGUUGAACGUCAAGAUCACGAACAUUAGCCCUGGUGCUGUGUCGACAGACAUGUUCAAUAGUCUGGCUCCGGCGGCAGGAUUCGCAAAUGCACCGGUGUUGAAAGACAAGGAUAUCGCCGAGGCCGCUCUCUAUGCCCUGGGAACACCCGAA